AUGACUCCCUCUCGACGACCAUGUCGACCUCAACCUCAACAACAACCACCCACAUUUAAGAAUGAUCCCAUAUCCAUGAUAGAGAAUGAAAAUGGCAAGAAGAAGAACGACCAUGUGAUGACAACAAGGUUCCGAUCGAAUCAUCAUGGUGGUGGUGGUCAAUGUGGUGGUGGUCAUCAUGGUGACCCUAGUCGUACGAGUAGUAGUAGUAGUGAUCAGCUCUCUCUACCAUCACCAUCACCAUCAACACGAUCACCAUCAACAACAACACGAUCAACAUUACAACCUCAUCCAUCUCAUCUUGUUGAUCCACAACAAGCACUCAACACUCAUGAGACACACAAACUGCUUGUGAAUCACAACAAGAAGGAUCCAAAAACCAACAACAACACUCUCUCCAUUCUUUAUCAAUCUCUCAAAUCAUUCAUGAAUCGUUAUGUCAUUGUACCAACACUUUGUCUUAAUCAAUUUAUUGUCAAUAAUAUUUAUCAUCCUAUGAGUAGUAGUAGUAGUAUGAAUGGUGAUAUGAAUGGUGAUAUGAAUGGUGGUGAUCAGAAGAAUGUUGUUUCUGGUGUUGUGAAAUACAUUCAAUCCUUGAAUCGAAUCAUUCAAUUAAUGAAAUUAAUUUAUGAAAAUUAUUAUCAUACCUCAUGUUAUUUAGGGGAAAGUCAUGGUGAAAUAUUACUUGAUUCUCAUUUCAUUGAGAGUAUUGUCCUUUUAAAUUUUAUAUUUGGAAAUGUAAAAUAUUUACAAAUAUUAUAUUUUAAUGGAAAAAGAAAUGCACAAAUUGAAAAUCAAAUGGAAUUAUUAAAUGUAUUAUUAAAUACUCUAAUUGUAGAACCUAUGAAUACUACACCUCAUGUUGAUAUGAAACCAUCAUCAUUUGAUGACAGUGAUCCUAUUUAUAGAAAUAUGAAUAAUACUAUUUAUAGAAAUAAUACAACCACAACUAGUGUCAAUGAUCCUAUCAUACAUCAAUCCUCUGAGACAAAUCCUCUCACUACUCUCUAUCAUCAACUUUUACAAAUUGUUAUUGAAAUGAAUUGGAAAGAAAUUUAUCAAGAACAAUAUUUAACACUAUUCUUUGCAUUCAAACAAACAAAUCUUCAACAAUCUCUCAAACAAGAAUUCGAUGAAAAUAUUCUCUCUCACUUUUUAGAAACAACUUCUCAACAUUUAUCUCAAUUACGACAACAAUUCAAGUCUGAAUGUUCCAGUAAUUACUUGAAGAAGAAACAUCAUCGAAAUUAUCAUCAAACAAGAUCUUGUUGCAUUACAACUGCUGAACAUUCUCAACAAUCAACCAAUGUCUUGUUUCAAUCCUUUCAACAGGAAUACAAUACUCUAAUGAAAGUGUGUCAAUUAAUUGAACAUGCUCAACAGAUUGCUUAUUUAAUAGAUUUAUUAUUGAAUUUAACAUGUUUAAUUAUUAAAACAUCCAAUCAUGAAUACAGACAAGUGAGUGACAUUUUGCAAGAUAAAUGUAAUGAACUAUUGGCCAUAGGUGCUAAAAUUAGAUUAUAUUGUGAAAGUAAUAUUCGAAAUAGUAGUCGAAAUAGUAAUAGUAGUCAAAGUAAUAUUCGAAAUAGUAAUACUAGUCAAAGUAAUAUUCGAAAUAGUAAUAGUAGUCAAAGUACUAGUAGUCAAAGUAAUAUUCGAAAUAGUAAUAGUAGUAACAAUCAAAUCAACGACAAGAACAUGUAUAAUCAUAAUAAUACUCAGCUUUAUCAAUUACAAUUUCGAUGGAACAAAUUAAUGAAAUUGAACAACAAGAAUCAUGACUCAUCCAUAUUGGGAGUAACAACAUCAUCAUCACCACCACAAGCAUCCAUGAUGAGUGAUCUCAAUACUACUACUUCUUCUUCUUCUGAAUUGUUGCAUUCAACUCUUCCCAAAUAUCAAUCGUUUCAUCUUUUAGAACAAUUAGAACAAGAAUUGAAUCAACUUGAAGAUUUCUUAACAAAUUCUAUUGCUAGACAAGAAUUGUGUUGUGUGGAAUAUUUAAAAUCGAAUCGAUAUGCUCCUCUUACAAAGAUGGAUCCAAAGAAUGGAAAUAUCCUUUGGAAUUCUCAAGUGAUUAAUAGUGGUGUGAAUAUUCAUCCAACCACAACAACCACAUACUUUCAUUGGAACAGCAGUGGUGGUGGAGGUGGUGAUGGUGGAGAUAGUUUGGAUGAACUCUUCGCUGUCAUUCCAUCUUACUUGGUGUUGAACGCCCGCCAAAUUUUAUAA
Molecule: messenger RNA, 2232 nt
Organism: Naegleria fowleri
Lineage: Eukaryota; Heterolobosea; Eutetramitea; Acrasida; Naegleriidae
Exons: 1
Coding region: 1-2232 (743 amino acids)
Source: RefSeq, a predicted model, not a curated record